AUGCCCUCGGAGGAAUGGGUGAGGGUGUGGAUCUACCUGAACUUUGUCCUGGGGUUGACCAGGAGUGCACGGCCAAGGUUCGACACAUCAACGGAUAUGGGAAUGGUGCUGGUACCAGCCGAUGCAGAAAUCGAAUCCGUUAUUUUUCGAUUACGAGCUACAGAUCAAGACGCCGAUUUUCCACUUGUCUUCGAUAUCGCAGCUACGGUAACUCCAGUGGUGAGGAUAGAAAAUCUGCCGUGCACGCUGUACAACAAGAUCUGUCAGGCAAACGUCAUCCUGACGAAACGACUGACGGCGGGUCGUCUUCACGAUUUUGCUGUACGUGUGAGGGACUCCAAGGGCGAUUUCAAUUCCAUGCAGGCCACCAUUUCCGUCACAAAUGCAACCACCCAGCGUGACAAAAUAUUUCCACACAUACCUGCCAUCAUCAUGGUACCUGAGGAUGCCAAACCUGGAAAAGAACUCGAUUAUGUUCUCGCAAGGGCCAACCAGUGGAGCGGCAAACCUGUUUAUAUUGAAUUAUGGCAACCGAAAGAAUUAUUCACAAUCAGACAACGACAGACACCAACCCAGACCCGAGGAGUGAUUACUCUCAUUGGUGAAUUGGAUUUCGAGAUGCAAUCAAUGUACACACUCACCCUGUACGCCACGGAUCCUUACACGGAGCCAAAAAAGGAUACGAGGAACAUCGCGGGUUUGCAUCUCGUGGUGAUAGUGCAGGACGUGCAGGACGUGCCCCCGAUCUUCACACAUGCUCCACCACUCACAAAAAUCAACAACACCAUUCAGCCGGGGGAUGUGAUUCUGCGGGUGCACGCUGAAGACGGGGAUAAGGGCGUGCCAAGAGAAAUUACGUAUGGUCUCGUCUCCGAGGGAAAUCCAUUUGUCCCAUUUUUCAAUAUCUCGGAAUCUACCGGUGAAAUUAUUCUGGCAAAACCGUUGAAGGAGUUGACGCAGAUAACACAUGUUGGGGCACCAGUUGUCCUGAGUGUUGUAGCUGAAGAGAUCAGGAGAUCCCCAAACGAACCACCAGCUCAAGCUACAGUUGUCGAAGUUGGAUUACUUCUUGGAGAACCGGGGAACAGUCCACCAUAUUUUGAUAACGACAAUUACGUCGCCUGGAUGGAUGAGAACCCUGAACCUGGAUCUCCAAUCAUCUUCAGCGAGCUGUACUCCACUGAAGUUAAAGACGAGGAUAUCGGCAAGGCCGGUGUAUUUGCCCUUAAGCUGGAGAAUAAUAACGGCACAUUCGAGAUUAGUCCGACAGUCGCUGAGAGAGUUGCGAGUUUUAUUAUCAGUGUGCGAGACAACACCCUAAUCGAUUACGAAGUUCACAAGAGUCUUCGGUUCGAGAUAGUUGCUCAAGAGGUGGGACCUGCGACGAAUCUCUCCGCCUCGGUUCCAGUUACGAUAUUUAUUCGUGACGUUAAUGACAAUUCCCCGGAGUUCCAGGAGACGUCGUACGAAGUAACUCUAUCGGAGAAUGUCACUGCUGGAACACGAGUGGUCCAGGUCCACGCCGUCGACAAGGACACGGGAUUAUUCGGGAGAAUUCAGUACACCAGGAUAAUAGGUCCGGGUAGCGAUGCAUUCGUUAUGAAUCCUGAUACCGGUUUUAUUUCUGUGGCUAUGGGUGCUAAUUCCAUACUCGAUCGAGAAAUCACUCCACAGUUUGAGCUCACGGUGGAAGCGAGAGAUGAGGAUGGAAAGGGCCUCAGGGGAUCAGUCCCCCUUAUCAUCAAAUUACUCGAUGUCAAUGAUAAUGCUCCAGUCUUCGAGAAGGACAGCUACAAUUUCGUCGUCAACGGGGACUUCACGAACUUCACAGUUCCUGCAAUAAUAAAAGCGACAGACGCCGACGCAGAGCCGCCCAACAACGAAGUGCGAUAUGAAUUGAUUCACGGAAAUUACGAAAAUUAUUUUCUCCUCGACGAAGUGACCGGUGAAAUUUUUCUCAGUAAACAAAUAACAAAAGCCAGGACUACUAGACACAAUCCUUACCAAGCGCUAGCCACGAAAUUCCGAAAAGCUAUUUUUCCGAAUUACAAAGGUGUGGACAUGCGUAACGAUUCGAGUGUCCACUCAACAGCAUCUCCAAUUCCGAAUAAUAAUCAGACAAACUCGGCCAAUGAAACCGACAAAAUGGUGCGGCGAAAACGACAAGACACAGACAUGGAAGUGCUUUUCACUCUGACAGCUAGAGCCUACGAUCUAGGUGUUCCGCACUUGUCGGGGACGACUCAAGUGAACAUCCUGCAGAGUCCUUUAGCCGCUGGACGGAUCGUCAUGUUCGUGGUAGCCGGGGAGAACCCGGAUCCAGUGAAAACUGCUCAAACAUUGGCAACUAUUACCGGUGGUCACAUUACAGUCAAGGAAAUCAGACCAUACGUACCGGGUACCAGUAUUAAUGGACACGAAAUUACUCGACCUACCACCGAUGGUGUAAAACGAAGUAUCGUGAUCGCUCGCGUGGAGCCAAUAGGGGGUACCUCCCUCGUGGACAUUGAUAAGAUCAGAGCAGCCCUGGCUGCCAACGGAGUAGGUGUUAUCGGUGGUGACAUGCCAUCUCCAGAUCCGAAUGCCAGUGGCACAACGAUUAAUACCAAUAACACGAUUACAUCAAUACACAGUGAGGAAGUAACAGUGUACAAAGCUGAGAAUAAACUGCUCUUCUGGCUGCUAAUUAUCCUGGGUCUGCUGAUACUAGCAGCAAUAAUCGCUCUCAUAGUUUGCUGUAUCUGUCCCGGAUGCCCGUUGUACAUGGCACCAAGGAAGCGACGGAUCCAUUCGUCUGAGACAUUAGUAGUGCGUCCAGAUGGAAGACCAAAGAGGCAUCUCCAUCGAAAGUAUCCAACACAGUUGCAAGAUCCCAGCUGGUCCGAGAAGAAGCAAGCCUGGAGUGCAGACCCAAUGAGAUCAAACUGGCAAUUCAACCGUCGAAACACGAGACAAUAUGGAUUAGCUUCGCUACCAGGUGACGUAGUGCGAAUUCCAGAUGGUAACGAACGCUGGCCCCGAAAAGCGAUGUCCCUCCGAGGUGAUGCCCAACUACCAGUCCCCAUGAAUGAUCCUUUAUACCCUCUACGACAACAAGAGGAGCAUCGGAUCUACAUGGAGAACAUCGAGAGAGCGAGAGAGUACGAAGCAGCGGAAAUGGACUCCCUCCGUCGACACGAAUUCGAAAGAGGGUCAGAUUUGGGACGACAGCAAAUGCCGACAUUGCUGAGACGUGAACCCCAUUUCUACCGAGAUGGAAAUGCUGAAGUAAUGAGACUAGUGUCCAGAGGUGGAGCUGAAGAGACUCUGGCAACCAUGCACAGACCACCAGAGAUCAUAAUCGAUCAAACUGCAAACCAGAGAUUCGAUGGUAAGGAUAUACUUCUUCGAAGAUUCAUCGAGGACCAGAAAUUCCGAGGAACCGGUAAAGACUAUCAAGAAGGCUUCCAAGAGGAUUUCGAGCGACAAAGUAUGGAGUCCCACCAGAGACAACGAGAACUCUCCAUGCAGCAACAUCAACGAGAAUUGCUACUGAUUCCAAAAAAACUUGAGGUAGAUCAUCGACAGCAUCUUGAGCAGUUAGGACCAGACGUUCAGAGAUUGAUAAUUGAUCACGGAUCAUACGAGAAGUCAGGGUUGGAUAAUCGUGAGCAGCAGGAUAUCCUGACAGGGCCUACGUUGUUGAUUCCGAUGGGGAAACCUCUUGGAAAACCCAAGGAGACGAGUUCUCUGAGUCUUCAUAAUUAUACAAGGCAUGAGCUUGAAGUGGCGACUCAAAAUGCUUUAUUGACUCGACUGUUGCUGGAGCGAGAUGGUCGAGUAGGUGCGAGUGUCGCAGAUCAUGCUAGUUAUCUAGAAACGCAAAGUCUUCCUGGUCAAGUCGCUGCGGGAACGCAGACAGAUAAAACUGCAGCAACGCAAACUGAAUAUCAUAGUAGGAGUAGGAGUGAUAACGAAUCCGAAGAAGACUCGAGAAUUCGUAAGAAAAUGAGAUUCAUGAAGCGAUAUGGAGAGGAGCCUAAACGCAUCAGGACUUUGUGGAUGAAGUCGCCAAUUGAAGAAGAGGAACGUCAAUGCACAGGAAAACGUUCGACCGGGAGUCGGAGGAAGAUGAGGGAUGUCACGGAUGACAGGACGAUCUCCAUCGAACCUGAAGUGCUGCGAGAAAUUUCGGAUUCGUUGGAUGAGAAUGUCGAAGUGUCUGCGGAUUUUAGAAAAGCCCCGGACAGCUUGAAUUCUCAGGAUGAAUCCAGAGAGGAGGACAUACCUCGGAGAGACGAUUCAUCGUCGAUUGAGAGAGUACAAGGGGCUCAUAAAAAAAUAACCAGAAGAGGAGAAAAGGAGGACAAGAGGAGAACGAAAUCGAGGAGUGAUUCGACAUCGGGACCUAGUUUUCAUAUUCUCGAAAAAGAAAUGAGUUCUUUGAGUAGAAAAUUGUCUAAAUUGACAGGGCGAAAAGCAUCUAGUGAAGAAGACUCAGGUGAGAAGCAUAAAAUGCAUCAUCUGCAGAAAGACUCGGAGAAAAUUCAAUCCAGAGACAGUGAGUCACGGUCUGGAAGAAAAAUUAUCCAGAAAGCUGUUCAAUCUGUCAGUAAAAAACACGUGACGACGAAAAAAUCGGUUUCGGAUAAAUCCAAAGUAAAACCGAAGUUGCGGAGAGUUUUGCCAAUGAGUACUGCAAGUUCGGAUUGGGAGGAGUCAGUGGAUAAAUCGGUUAAGUCAAAGGCACAGGACAAAACCCAAACUUCGAGGCUUAAAUUACCGAUGGGUAAAGCGCACGCAAAAUUACGGCGACAGGGGAAAAUGGAGACGAAAGGGACUAAAAAAUCGGUAAAAGAAAAAUUGAUCAAACCCGAGACUCAACCGGUUAUAAAUUAUGAUAGUCAGCAGACUGAUAUAAAAAUGGCUGAAGAGAGGAUUCAACCUCCGGAAGUUCAGACUAGUAUACACGAAAUAAAAAAAUCGGAUGGUAUGGGAAGAUCUUUAGAAAUUGAGACUGAAAAAUAUUCAGAUUAUGUAGGAGCUUCUGCAUCUGGUAUGCGUGAGGAUAAAAUUAUUGAGUCAGUGAAGAUUAAAAGUCCGAACGAUAGAGUCGAUGUAGAAUCGAGAUUAGAACUCUCUGAUGAGAAAAGAAUUACAAGCCGCCAUGAUAUGAAAGGGAUUGAAUCGAUUCCGAAGGCAGAAAUUCAUUCGGCCACAAUAGAAAAUAUAAAUAUCGCCUCUCCCGGAACCACAGAAAUUAAAUUAACAAAAAAAAUAACUCCACCCGCGACUGAAAUUAGUCUUGAUAAUAUUUUGAUUAAAUCAUCGAAGAAAAAACGGGUGAGACUGGCAGUUGGAAGUUCUGAGGAAGAGACUGAACGAACUGGAGAAUCAAAUGUGGACAUUGAAGAAGCAGAAAAGGGGAAAUUGGAUAGAAAGAGAAGAAGCUUGAGACAACGCACGUCGAAGAUAGAUAAGGAUUCGGAAGAUCAGUCUAUGGUAUCUGACAGCAAUGAAAAAUUGGGUACUUCUGAGAAAAAGGCCCCAAUCGGAGGAGACCCCAACCAAGGCCCCAAUCAAUUGGAGGGCAGCUUUGAGAAGGAAAGAAUAUCCAUUAUAAAAUCGCCGAAAGCUCCAGCGCUCACAAUUCCAGACGUUCAAACCAUAAAAGCAGCAAUGGAUGGAAUUAUAGAAAAAGCAAAAACUGUUGUUGCAGGCACAACAAAUAUAGUGGGGACUACAGACGAUGCGAGAGAAAUUGCAAGAGAAAAUGUAGAGGAAAUAAAAACUGAAGGGGCAGAAGGGAAAAAAAUUAUCGAGAACGCAGGAGAAGAUGGAGCUAGUGGAAUUGAAUUUAUAAGAAUUAAUAGCGAAAAUGGUGACAGGCUCAGCCCGAAGGCAGAAAAAAUACCAGAAUCAGGAACAGGAGUUGAUGAUAAAACAAUGGAAGUUGUGGAUGAGGCAAUGAAAGGCGUUUUACAGACGGUACGAAUGACUGCGGAAGCUACAGAAAAAUUUCUUAGCCCAAAACUCGACUUUGACGUUCCUGAAACGGGACAGGCGGAGGUGAAAGAAAAAAUUGCAGGAGAUCUGAUAGAUGGAGGGAAAAACGUCGAUCAAGAAGUUGAAGAGGAGACUAAUUUAAUUCGUGAAGAUUUCGGAGAUGCGGUCCUUAAGGAAAUGAAGAGAAAUGAAGAGAACAUUUCGGAAGGGGCAGGUGGGAUGAGCGAUUAUAUUGUUAGAGAUUCGCAAUCGGCGGGAUCUUCAGUAUCUGGGAUGGAAAAAUAUUCUUCAACAGCAUCAAUGUUAGGAAGAGAGUACAAAGUUGGGGUUGACCCUGAGAAAUCAUCAACGCCUCUUAAAGAUACUUCAGCAAUACAAUCAACAACUCCUGAAAGCCAAAUGUCUCCGAGAAUAAUUGAAUCAGGAGUACCUGUGGAUGUAGAAAUAAUUGCCGAUCCGGAGGUGUCCGACGGAACUUCAUCUCAUCUUCUGGGAAUGAAGAUAGAACUCAGGGAUGAUUUGAGGAAGAGUGAAAAUGCUUUGGAACCGAGUGAGUGGGAGAGUUUAGAGACAGCCUCAAUGAAAUCAGAAGGCAGUCAGUCAUCGAAGAGUAUAAUCAUAAUGAGAGAGACAUGUUUUCUCAGUUCUCCCAAACGAGAAUUACCUAAACCCGAUUCCAUCGCGAAAUCGGAGAAGACCGAUGAUAGAACCGAAGAUCCACCCGAAGUUGCUCAAUCAGAAAAAUCAUCGGAAUUCCAGCUUCCGGAUUGCAAUAUGGCGUCACCGAUUUCCGGAAUGUCUCCGGAACUCUCACAUUUCGGGGAAAUGCAAGCCGAUCGCGGAGGCCUCGUAUCGGAAGAUCGAUCCGAUCUUUCCGCUUCCGGGUCGAAAAAGAUUCAAAUGAAGAUGCCAAUCCUGGAACCUUCCUCGAUCCGUAGUCCGGAUUCCAACGUGGAAGUGGCGACUCCGGAUAUUCCGAUCGAGUCAGCAGAAUCGAGUGUAAAGAAAGGUGUGAUUGAAGUCCCUGUGGUCGAGGAUCCGUCCAUUUUGACGUCAGAAAUAAUAAAAAUGGUCGGGCUCACGCCAGAACAAUCAGACAUCCCAAUUCCGGAUGUAAGUAUUGAAGCACCGACUCCUGAAGUUCCUAGUGAGCCUGUGGAAAUAAAAGAAAAAGAUGAGAUCUGCGUACCGGAGCAGCAACCGGACUUGCCGGAUUUGUCCUUGGAGAUGCUUGAGGAAGACAGUGAUCUGUCGAGUGAAUCAUCUGCUAGAACAACAUUUAUUGCUCAACCAUAUGGCACUCCUCGACACAGAAAAUUGAUUAGGAUGGUACCAGAAGAUGACUCGGUGUCGAUUCCGAUUUCAAUCGGUGAAGGAAUGGUUCCAUCGCAAGUAGGAAGUGAAGAGAGUGGAAGACCGGAAGAAGCGAAUCUUAAUGAAGACGAUGAUGAUGCUGAAGCUAAUAAAAUGAUAAAUACUGGAGAAGUGCAGAAAGAAACGGAUGGAAUUCGGGUUGAAAGCGAAGAAGUUGAUGUUCGUCUCAAAGAACAGGAAGUUCUUGUGGAAAAGGCAGGGCAAGCUGCACCUGAAGAUCAGAAGAGAGAGAAAGAGGAGAUAGAGCCAAUUAAGGUAGAAUCACAUUCUAUAACUCCUCAAGAAAUAUUACCUGAUGAUGAUGGCUCAACUUCUCACCUUCUUCCAGAUCUCUCCAAAGUUGCAACACGGAGGAAAGAAUUAAAAACUUCAGAUAUCCCGAAAGUUUGUGGUGCUAUUUAUAAAAUAAGGAAGCCUGUGUCCAGCGGGUCUUCAAAAAAAAUUGAAAUCCCAAAAGAAAUGAAAGAUAAAUCUUCUAAGAGCAGAGGCUCUCUAAAAGAAUCCAGAGAUGGUAAAAUGCAACCGGGAAAAUCGAAGAAGAUUCAGAAAAUAUUUACCGAGGGACCAUCGACGUCCAAAUUAGAGAAAAUUAAAUAUCACGAACGGGAAAAAUUGGUGCCACUGGAGACGACGUCUCGAGUUAUCAAUGAUCCUUCAAGACUGCCUAGAAAAUCAAAACGUGAUAAAGAAUUCCAACGGGAGAAAUCGAAAACAGAAAGACCAGCGAAAAUUCUGUCACCGUUAGGCGACAAGGAACACUCUGAGAAAAAAUCUCCACCAGCCGCUUCCAGAUCUCCAAAGAGGAUGAAAAAUAUCCAAAAGGUCACAACAGUAACGACAGGGGAACCUACAGUUGAAUCAUUACCAACUACCACAGGAGUAGAGACGACGAUUCCAAUGAGUUCUGUCGAGCAACGAGAGGUGCCCCCGGAAAAAGCGGAAAUUUCCGUAUCACAAACCACGACAAGUAGUUCAGACACCCCCGAGCAAUUGCUUGAUCAAUCAUUCCCGCCUGAUGCAAAAGCGGAUAAAGCUGAAGCUAAAGUGGAUCUGCCAUUAAUGCCUGAAGUAAUUACUGACGUGAAACAAACGGAACUGCAAAUGCACGACAAAUUGGAAAAUUUUCCAAAACAUUCCAAGCAUUUGAAAGAAGAUACCCCGGAAGCUCAAUCCCGGUACAUGGCCUGGUACAAAGAAAUGCAAGAACGAAAAGAAGGUGAUGAUCAAGAAGAGCCGCCUAAAUGGCUACGCAAAAGUACUCGACAAAGAUGGUUAAAAAUGAGUCCCGAGGAUCGAAAACACUUUGACCUGAGAACCCCAGAAGUGACGCCCCUGGCGCGUCGAAAAAUUAUACCAUCAAAAAAUGUGGAGUCGGAGCAGCUGAAAGCCAUUGUACGUCAGGGAAGAAAACUGAGACGAGCAGAAGGUGGGACAAUCGAUCCGCAAAUCGAAAUUUUCGCACCCGAAAAACUUCCACCACUCGCGACAAAAUAUCACCACUUAAUUCAACAUUCAGAGUACAAAUACGAGAAAAUUCCAUUUUACCUUCACCCACCGCCAGUUCCUCAUCCGUCUCCUCAAGUAUCUCCACGACCUUUUGAGGACACCAGUGGAUCUUGUUCAAGGCAGUUCAGACGAUCCGACGACGAUGUGGAGACUGGGAUUAUUCUCACGACUUCCACUCCACGACUCAGGCAUCAGCAACUCCUGGAGAAAAAAAGUGUCUUUGAUAUCGCCUACAGUGAAGCUGCCCCUUCACAAUUACGCGCAGAUAGCACGACUCCUCCAUCGUAA
This is a messenger RNA of Fopius arisanus, 9153 nucleotides long. The record is from RefSeq and is a predicted model, not a curated record. NCBI's taxonomy places the organism in Eukaryota, Metazoa, Arthropoda, Insecta, Hymenoptera, Braconidae.